This is a messenger RNA of Pyrenophora tritici-repentis Pt-1C-BFP, 729 nucleotides long. RefSeq lists its product as uncharacterized. The record is from RefSeq and is a predicted model, not a curated record. NCBI's taxonomy places the organism in Eukaryota, Fungi, Ascomycota, Dothideomycetes, Pleosporales, Pleosporaceae.
AUGGAGACCCAAGUAGGGGACCAGCCUUUGCAUCAACCGGCCACACAAACCGACUUCGAAGCUAUCAAAAUGCAGGACACCUAUGACGCACUGACCCUCGAAAACCAGGUCAAGUGUCCAAUCCUUCGCUUGCCCGGAGAAAUUCGAAACAAAGUUUACGGAUACGUCUUCGAUGACGUGAAGAUCAAACCGGGACCUUGGUACCAGAACCCUGUAACCAAAAAAUACAGCAAGGACCUCUACGGCUCAUAUGGACUAGAGCUCGAGCAACGUUCCAAGUUCUUCAGAAACAAGCAUCUGUGGUACCCUCGAGAGCGGUUGUCACUGCUGCAGACCUGCCGUCAAAUCAACGCUGAGGCCAAGCUCUUCCCUUUCGCCGCAGGCACACUCCAAGGUGACGACUACUUUAUCAACGAUGUCAUCUGGCGCGUGCCCUCGAAGGCUCAAGCCAAUGCUAUUACGACCGUAGAAUUGGUGCGCCACUACCAGAGGAGGGCCUACCAGAGACAAGCUUACGUUCGUUUGCUCUAUGAUAGCGGGAUGAUGGACCAGGCUCUGCGGAAGCUGGGUGAGCUUCGUGGAGUAAAGAAGCUAGUAUUCUGCUCAUUACUUGAAGACAUCGAGACUGAACGUUUGGACCAUCACCGUGACCAGUGUUUCUUGCUGGUGGGUGAGGUGCUCUCAAAGACGUCUCGGGGUGCAGAGAUUGAAGUUGCUAUAACUCACUAG